Messenger RNA from Ceraceosorus guamensis, 2220 nucleotides. RefSeq lists its product as hypothetical. The transcript is spliced from 3 exons. The coding region runs from base 1 to 2220 and encodes 739 amino acids. The record is from RefSeq and is a predicted model, not a curated record. Lineage: Eukaryota; Fungi; Basidiomycota; Exobasidiomycetes; Ceraceosorales; Ceraceosoraceae.
AUGCGAAGCAAAUUGCAGAAGCUCUGCCUCGCAUCGCUGAUAGCUCUUGCCCAAGCAGUCUCAGCUGCCCAUAUAUUCAGCCCCCUCGACACACCAGACAAACGCAGUCUGGGGGCAGGAGUCGGAUUGAAAGUAGGUAACGUGCUCAGUCGAGGUCUGACACGGCGGUUUGAAGCUUCGCCUCCCGCAAGGUCAGACUUGCACUUGCCCGAUGGUAUCUUCACCUCUGCGGAUCCCCUCGCGGCCUUGCGCACAUUCUGGCACGACUUCUUUGUCUGGCAAUUUCCUCAACAUUAUUUCAUUCAGCUGUACGUCAUUACUGGCGUGAUCGGAGUCAUCGCUGUUCUAGGAGCUAUGGUGCUGGGCAGAAGGUUGUACACCAAGCAGCUAUGGAUCAUCCGGAUUCAAGAGACCGUCGGAGGCUGCAGGAUCCUCGUUCCGCACACCAUUCUUGCCUUCACGCUGGUCGCCUGCGUAUUCAUUGGCGUGUGGCUUGCCUUCACUUGGCUUCUCAUCGGUGUUCAUCAUUGGGGAGUUACCCCAACGGUAGCAGGAUGGAUGAUCCUUUUGCCGUGGCUGCCUCUAUGGAUCGCAGCCUGGUUAGGAGCCUGGGGCACUUUGUACGCUUCACCAGGCUGGCAAUCGAUGCGGUACCAUGCAACCUCUUGGACCGACGCACGCAAGUGGAUUCCGAAUCCUUUCAUGUGCAAUCUCAUCCUCGUCGGCACCCCCUCGCUGCUGGUGGGCUGCACCGUCGGCAUCACUGUCCCUUUUGGACUCAGAUGGGACAAAGCGGUGCACAUGUGGCAGAUUUGGGAUGGGCAGCAAGCUAACGCGAGCGGCAGCAUAACUCCAGAAGUGCUGUCUCAAGCGUAUGAUAUCUGGGAAGAAGCCGAGGACGCGAUUUGGUGGUUGGGAUUGGGAUUCUUGGUCUGGUGCUUCUGGGCCUACGGAUUUGGUUUGUUCUACUUCUUCGUCGGUUUUGAGCUUCAAAGAACCAUCCGCAAGCAAAUCAGGGAACAGCUGGCUCUUGGAGAACUCGCCAGAAAGGAAGGAGUCACUCCUCACAAUCGGCCAGUGUGGACGGAUGCGGAAGGCGAUACUCGCUCCGAGGACUGUCAGAGCCCCGCCGAGGAAGCAGCGCUUGCCGAGACCGGCGUCGUGGACAUUGCCGCUCCCGGCAAGCUCCAAAAAGAUGACGAGGAAGCCCAGUUUGAGGCGAACUCUCCGAUCAGCUCGUCCACGCCUGCUCCGCAAGCUGUUGGGAAGGGCAAUGUGCGCAAAGGAAAGGAAGCGGAGACGCACGCUGCAAUGAUCGAGCGUGCGCGUCAAGCCCAGACUUACCUCGACGAAGAAGCAGAGCUGCAAGCGCGCUCCACGUUCUGGCCACCUGUGCGCAUGGACGGCAAUGUUGGCGCACCGCGAACACAUCGGUCGCGAGUCAAGCUGCUGAAUGAAGCUCUGCGCAAUCUGCUGACCAUCUGGUCCAGCAUCCUCAUCGCCAUCUUCCUCUACGCUGUAGCCGUGUCAUACUGCGCUUCAGUGGCUAUCGAGUGGACAGCAAGAUCGGACGCCCCUCAAGCGAUUGUGCGCGUCUAUUCUGGGAUUAAUCUGGCUACGGGUUGGCUAAACUGCGUAUGCGGUGGUCUGGUCCUCGUCAUCAUCUGGCUCAACGCUUUCGAACCAAUCUUUUCUAGUCUACGGAGCGGAAAUAGCACAAAUGGCACCGUCGGCAUGACCACGACUGAACGAGGAGCUCAGGGGAUAGCGUCGAGAAGAUACACGAGCAAUGGCGCAGCAAAUGGCAGUCGGAGAGCAUCCAAGCCUUCGUCGUCACUUGGAGCCUUUGCCUUGGGCAGAAGACGACAGAACGCAGCAGGCUCGGACGCUGAAAUCGGAAUGACGAGCACCAAUUGGGCUUCGCAAUCAGCUUCUCGAAUCCGCUUCAGUGGCGCAGGGGCGCCCAACGAGAUGGCGACGACACAACUGAUUCCAGACCCUCAUCACCGCCAAGACAAUAUACCCGAAGACGAAGACGAAGGAGCUUCAUUCUCUCCCGACGUCGCCUUUCCGGGGGGCGAUGCAUCUCGCGAAGACUUUGGAGGAGCUUCGUUCAUAUCCAAUGCCGAGGCUUCUCGGUCAAAUUCGAUGGCAAAGACUCAACGAAGCGCUUCCACAUUUCACUUUGAUGAUGACGGCGAGAAGGGAAUUGCAAUGUAG